AUGGCGCUGUUUCCAGCUUAUGUUUCUAAUGAUACAAAGGAGACUUAUGUAGAAGAUGAGCCAGUGCGGUGGGAGGCAAACUCUCAAGUUAUAUCAGAGAGUAAUAACGCAAUGGAAGCGCAGCUUCUGGCCAGCGAUACAGAAGAUGAAAACGACAAAUGUAUGCAAACUGAAUCGAAGCCUGUUGUCAACAAUGAUGACUUUUACGUGGACUGUAAAAUGGACCGCGGAAAUCUGAGAGUCUCAACACUUUACUAUCCAGGCAGGCCUCAGUAUGAGUGCAGAGCGCGGACACUGGGCGGCGGCGGGCGGGCGAGCGGGCGCGCACCACGGCGCUACUUCCGGCGGCGCGCGUCUGAGCCGCCCCCCGCCGCCGGAAGUGAAGCUGCCGCCGAACGCGCUGCCGCCUUCCGUCGCCUGCUCCACGACGCGCCCCACGACAUCGCGCUUUGGGAGAGAUACAUCGACUUCCAAGAACGGUUCGGGGCGGAGCGCGCGGCAGCGGAGGCGUGCGGCGAGGCGGCGCGGCGGACGGGUGCGCGGCGACUGCGCGCGCGCCUGUACGCCGCGCUGCGCCGCGACCUGCCCGCGCGCCAGUACAUCGAGCGGCUGCGCAACGACCUCGCUGAAGAAUUUGAAGCAGCCUGGAAAUGUCUCUCGUGCAAUAAUGUUACCCGACGUGAACGAUCCAACUUGCUUAUGCGAUCCACGCAAAUACCUUUGGAUGAUAACAUGAAUAUGUCAUAUGAAAUCGAGAGCCAAGCACCCAUAUCAUCGUACAAACCUUGUACUCCGACUACACCAGCUGCUUCAGUCCGUGACUGUGUUGCCCUGGAGACGGGUGCUACUUUCCAUACAUUCACACAGGAACUUCAUAAGACCUUAGAGGAAUGGCGAAGCGACAUGAACAAUACACUGACUGUAUUCAAGGAGAAUAUCAAGAGCACACUACAUGACUGGCGAGAUGAGAUGGAGGCGAGUAUAACUAAACUUAAUGAUGAUUUAAAAUUUGCUUUGAAUGGAAUCAGGGAGGACAUAUGCACCCUUCCUGCUGAACAUGAAUGUCUAAAGCAUCAAACUACUGGUAUAUCCCAUGAUGACUCAGAAUUAAAAGCAUUCACGCAGUUUCUUUCCGCGGAACAGGAUGAUCUCAAAAAAAAUGGGAUGACAUAA
This is a messenger RNA of Parnassius apollo (apollo), 1173 nucleotides long. Lineage: Eukaryota; Metazoa; Arthropoda; Insecta; Lepidoptera; Papilionidae. The record is from the annotation of a GenBank genome assembly.